UUAUAUAGCAACCCACUAACGCAGCUGUCAGAUUAAUAGGUGCGGCCAUGUUGAUCUGUAGCGAAUAAAAUAGAAUCAUUUUGCUUUUAGGGAAUAAAAAUUGACACAAUAUGCCCAAAUGCGACCUCAAAACGAGAUACAUCCCUGCGACCUUCGCCUGGACCUUGCUUUUGGGCACGACGUCACUAUUUUUUUAUUUUCCAUGCCAGUACUAUCUACAAAGACACCCAUGGGUCCCGGCGUAUCAAGGUGUCAUAACGUUUUUUGUUUUGGCCAAUUUUACAUUGGCCACUUUCAUGGACCCGGGAGUUAUACCAAAAGCUCCACCUGACGAGGACCGCGAAGACGACUUCCGAGCUCCUCUAUAUCGCAGCGUGGAAAUAAAUGGAAUAACUGUACGAAUGAAAUGGUGCGUCACGUGCAAGUUCUACAGGCCGCCGCGCUGCUCGCACUGUUCUGUGUGCAAUCAUUGCAUAGAGACAUUUGACCACCACUGCCCCUGGGUGAACAACUGCAUAGGGCGCCGUAACUAUAGGUUCUUCUUCUUCUUCCUAAUAUCGCUCUCCAUACACAUGCUGAGCAUAUUCGGACUCAGUCUGUACUUCAUCAUGAACAACAACGGCCGCACUUUGACCGAAGUCGAGCCUAUUGUGUCAAUGGUGAUAAUGGGCGUGAUAGCCCUCCUAGCGAUCCCGAUAUUCGGGCUGACAGGGUUCCACAUGGUGCUGGUGUCGCGAGGCCGCACCACCAACGAGCAGGUCACGGGCAAGUUCACCGGCGGCUACAACCCCUUCUCGAAGGGCUGCUGGUACAACUGCUGCUAUACGCAGUUCGGCCCGCAAUAUCCUAGCCUAGUCCGCCCAUCGAAAUACGUAUACAAGGGCAAGAAGCGUCGCGAGCUCCGACCGCCCUCCGACUCGGGCAUAUCAACAAUCGCGACCGACACGCACCAGGUAAAGACGUACACGGCCGACAACGGGACGGCGCACCGCGUGGUCGGCGCGCACGCGCACUAUAACAAGCUGUCCCCCGGGCGCGAGGAGCCCUCGUGCGAGAUGGAAGGGCCGGGCGCGUCGCAGUCGGCGGACUGCGAGCCCACGCCGCCGCCGAUGCAGCGCCGCGGCUCCGGCGCCAACCUGUUCCCGCCCGCCGACCACCACCUGCCGCCGCGACACCACUACCCGCGGCUCAGCCCGCUCUCUAGGAACACGAGCCACGGCAACACAACAACCGGCUACCGCGUAGUGAUGGAACCCCUCCGCUACGACAGCGGCGCGAACGGCGCGCGGCCCUCGCCCACCAUGCAACAGCGCAUCAAGUCGCUCGGAGUGGCAACGCCGCUCGCCGUAAGCAGUCCUGUGCGGAGGUCCAACCCGGGCACGCCCACCGCGCCGCGCCGCCCCGACUUCAUCGGCGUCGGGCGCGCCGCCUCGCCGCAGCGCCGCUUCCUGUCCGAGGGCGAGCUGCUGCGCGAGGCGCCGGCGCCGCCGCCGCACCCGCACCGCCCCACGGCCGACGACAUCCGCGAGCUGGCCGCGUCGCCGCAGCGCGGCAACUACCUGUGGGCCGAGCGGCCCGCGCACGCGCCCCGCGGCGGCGUGCCCGUGUUCCCGCCCGCGCCCUCGCCGCUGCCCCGCCGCCGGCCCGCGGGCGCCCCGGCCGCCCCGGCCGCCCCGGCCGCCCGCCCGCUCUCCUUCGUGCGCGCGCUCGAGGUGCAGGACCAGCUCGAGGCGCGCGCGCCGCCGCCCGACCCGCCCGACCGCGCCUCCGUCUACGACUGCAACUACGAGAUAUCCGUUUGAGACGCCCGAACUUUUAAAGAGACGUUAUGUGUUCAACGUUCCGAUGUUACCUUAGCGCGUGGCGAUGCGACUCGGUUUUACGUUCUCGGCCCCCGCGGUAUCGGACGUUCGGUCCGACUAGUGCUCCGGGAGCGGCCCGCACGGUCGCAUGUGAUUCCAAAGAACGUGUUUGUUAUUUUUUGUUUAAUGUUGUAACGCACAAUGAUCACCGAUAUUGACCAUGGAAAACCUAGAAAACCUACGUGUAAAUUUAGAUAUUCGAAUUUGAAACUAUUGGAGAAUAUCAGGCCGCCGGUCAGCAUUUUGUGUCCUCAUGCCAUAGAGUAGGUCCGCGGUGAGGAGUGAUUGUAACGUUACUAUAUAGUCAAUAGCGAUUAAAUGUAAGACUCGGGUUAUUGCUCGUAAGGUGUAAUUAGAGUUUUAUAUGUAUGUAUAUUUGUGAGCGAUUUGUAUUGUUGAAUUAUAUUUAACUUUGUUGACAGAGCAUGUACAUAGUCCCCCCCAGUGUUGUGAUUCCGAGAUGACAAUUAUAGAACUAUAUAGAAAUUGUAUCGACAAUUUGUGUGUCUCAAUUAUUCUGUAUAAAAUAUAUUUAUAAAAAAUAAGAUUUCUUUGAGCUGUUGUAUGUUUUUCCUUUAGGUUUAAUGUACGACAAGGAGACACGUGGUUACGGAAUUGACUGAUUUGAUACUGCUUCAAUUUUAUUAGUUUUGAAAACUCUGUACAGACUUGAUCUGUUACUUCUGUUGCUCAGCGACUACAUAAUUUGACACAAAUUACAAAACUCAGUAUUGAUGUAGCACUUACACGUAACACUAGGAAUCCACAAUCACAUAGCACUGACACAUUAGACACGUAAAGAAGUAAAAGAUUGACUCUGGUAAUGUAUGUGCCAAAUAUUCCGUAGACACAUAGCUUAGCGCGCAAUCUGUUACUGGAAACUUCAUUUUUCGUAGAAUAUUUGUGGCAGUUAUGAUCGUGAUCUUAACCAUAUCGCCUAGUUUAAAGUACUACUUAUACACUGGAUUAACAACACAUUGAUAUAUUAAUAUCCUUCCUUACUGUAUAAAAAAUCCUGGUCACGGCACCAAAUUGUACGGCGCUCCGCUGUACAUAGCGGAGCACUAUACAAAUGGAUAGCGCUGUCUCCCUUACACAUCAAAGCGGUAUUCGGGUCCACAUCAGUGCGAUAACCGCGUAAACGAACAUUUAUAGAGUUUGUAGUCUGUUAUCUGCCACAGGUAGAUUAAUUAUCGCAUAUAAAUUCUCAUUUACUUUUUGGUUAGAUGACUUAUUAGGUCAAUCAAAGCAGCGCCGGAGUAUCCCACAAUUAAACUGAAUUCAUAUUUCAUAGCCAACAUCGCUUUACACCUUUUUAUUUUGAUUGACGGAGCUUAUAUGAAUAUAUAAGUGAACAUGGCAUGCUAUUGUAAAGCAACAGAUAUUGACUAUUUUAUGCGAUGUCGUUAAAAAUAAAUUUUAACUAUCGACUAAGGUGUAUAUCGUUUGAUACUGAAAAUCUGAAUAUUACAACUGUUUUACAGGACUGUAUUAAGAUGGCAUCUAUCAGAAUAUCUCAUUGUGUUUAUUAUAAAUGUACUUAUGUGUAUUUGUUCGAUACAACUCGCUCUGAGGACUAAACAUAAGUAAAAAGGUCACACUCAGAGUUUAACACCGUACACCCUUUAACCAACUAUGAAAGGUGUUAUACGUGUUUUCUAAGAGAGGAUAAAAUGUUCUCAAUGAUCUCGAUUUUCUAAUUUUUCGUCCUUAUAACGCAAUACUUAGAUUUUUAUUAUAGAGAAUUCAUAUACAGACAUAUUUUCUUCUUACGAUAUGUAUCUUAAUUACACGUGCGCUAUAGCUAGGUAAAUUGUAUAUCUACACGUAAAUGUAAUCAAAAUGUCACAUCAGUGGCCGAGAUUAUUGUUUGUGUACAUAAUAUCAUAUAUUUAUAUAAUGACAUUCUAAAAAUUCAAGCAGACUCAAACAGGCUGAUACUCAAAAAAAGAACUGCUACAAUUCUUUAGGAAACUAUUAUAUAGUUCAGCUUGAGUUGAGACUGCUUUGUAUGUGGUUAUUUUAAAGGAAAGGUGACCUUAAGGCUUGAGAUACUAACAUCUCUUCUAUUUGUAUUAUCUCAACUUGGUAAUAAGAAUUGGCGCGUUAGGGUCAUUUUUGCGUAUCCACGUAUUGUACAGAAACCGUAUGUCUUAUAAUUUAUUAAGAUUAAGUAUGUAAAUAUCCUGCAAUGUAAAACAGUACUAAGAAUAAUUUUGUAUAGAAUGUGUAAUAGCAUUUGUGAAUAACUAUGUUUGAUCGUAAUCACUGUUUCUUCCUUAUUUAUUCGGUGCCAGUAACCUGUUUUUUUCCUGAACAUAUCAGAUGUGUUAAGGUCGCUGCAUACUCAACGUGAUUUCAAGACAAAUCACGUUUCCUAUGCUGCCUUAAGUAUGUAGCGUAGCGUGUGUAAAUUAUUGCCAAACAGUGCUUAGAUCGUGAACGGCCUACACUUGAAAAAGUAUCAUUAAUUUCAUAUUAACUGACAUUGUAUUAUAGAGACAACAUUCCGAUUUUCAUUUAUUUAUAUCACAUCCACUGAUAGGUUUUUCUUCAUCCAUUUCGUGAAUUAAGAAACUCGUCGGAGUAAACUCAUAUUGAGUGUUUUUUAUUAUUAUUAUCACCAAUUGUCUAUAGUGUCCAAGAAAAAGGGGGAGUGCUAAUUAUCAACCUUCCUUUUAGACUGAAAAAAGAGUACCUUUUUUAUGAGAACGUCGUUUUCCAAGAGUCAGAGAUGGGAUUGAGCCUUACACUGCCAUAUUAUUUUGGCCUAACCCUUCUGCGGUUGACCAAUGGAUGAAGAAACCUAUUUUGUGUUCAUGUAGUUAGCAAAACAUGCAGUUUUUCGAACCUACAUAGGAUUAAUGUGUUGGUAAACUCUGAUCACCACAGAGUCACUAUGCUCUGCCCAGCGAAUCGUGAUUCAUUACAGCGGCUUUUACGAAAAGUACUGACAUGGAUUCUUGUGUUGUUAGGUAAAAUAAAUUGAUUAUUAAUAUAUUUAGGUCUAACUCAUACCAUGGGAUAUGAUGUCAGGGCCAUAGAUUACUACAUAGAAUAACUAGUUUUUGUAUAUCUUCAGCUGCUUUGUAUUUUGCGAUUGGCUGGACGGAUCUUACCGCAUACAUGUCAAAUUCAAGAGCAUCGAAUACGAAUGUUUUCAUACAAAAUUACAUUUUUUUUCUCUGCUCAUGAGUGACCGAUUGUGGUGGUUGAAAUCGAAAAUGAAAAAUAAAUGAAUUGGCUAGCGUUUUUGACGGUGCGUACUUAAAUUAUAUUAUUGAAUUGUUUGAAACCGUACUGUAUAAUAGUUACAAAUUAGUUAUUACAAAUGGGUUUUUAAAGAUGUUUAUGUCCAAGGGAAUAAAUAGUACCUCGAGCAAGUCCAAACGGUAGGUUAGUCAAAUGCAGUUAGAGUGGUAAAGGAUUACAUGGUGAUUUGUUUUUAAGAAGGUAAAGUAUUAAUUUACAUUUUAGUUUGUUUAAACAGAGUUAUUCAAUGUUAACCGAAUGUCUAAUAGUGUUAGAAAGAUGAGCCUUCGGGUGCCUAAAUAAUAAAAGUGGCUAAUAAUAUAAAAAUGUUUUAGCGGUUUUAACUAAUCUCGUUUAAGUUCAGAACAUCAUGUCCAACUAUUUUCGAGUCUUAGUACGAGAUAUUUAAUUAAAAAGAUAUUACAUCCUUUACGAGCCCAUAGUUUUAGCAAUAACUAGGUUGCGAAACCUUAGUAGUUAAAACGUAUGUCGCCGUACAGUCAGCGUCAAAUACUUCGUAGCAACCAAAGUAGCCAAAUAGUUCGGUACACCAUAUAUUUAGUAUGGUGUACCGAACUAUUUGGCCACUUUGACUGCUACGAAGUAUUUGACGCUGACUGUACAACGCAAUUGUUUAAGGUUCCGUACCCAAAGGGUAAAACGGGCCACUAUUACUAAGACUCCGUUGUUCGUCCGUCCGUCGGUCACCAGGCUGUAUCUCAUGAACCGUGAUAGCUAGACAGUUGAAAUUUUCACAUGUGAUGUAUUUCUGUUGCCGCAAAUACUAAAAAGUACGGAAUCCUCGGUGGGCGUGUCCGACUCGCACCUGUUCCGUUUUUUUUUCUCAGUUGUCAAUACUGCCGCUACUUGACCUCACACAGUUUACAAAUGUACAGAAUCAAAUAAAGACAAUUAGAUGUAGGUAACAAUAGGCGGUCUUAUCGCUUAAGAGCGAUCUCUUCCGGACAUGCAGACUUACAUAUAUAUAAUCACGCCUAUUUUCCGCAGAGGUAGGCAGAGACCACGGAGUUCCACUUACUACGAUCCUGAGUAUCCUGACAUACCUCUUUCGCUUCCCUAACUGUCAUAACAUUCCUCAUAUACGUUCGCCAGUUUAGGGUGCUCUUGACCUGGCCUUUCUUCAGGACAACCUAGAUAAGAGUUUUUUUUUGGCGUCCAGUGGCUUUUCCCAGAAAAUCCAAAUAUAUUCCAAUUAAUUCAGCUUUGAUGAUUGAUUUAAAGAGAAAAUCAUAUUUUCUGAAAGUGCAAUCUAAUUUGAACCUUAAAUCUGAAUUUUAAAGUUGAAACUCUAUUGGCGCGUAAAUCGUACUACACCUGGAAAAGGUUUAAGGCCAAACCACACAGCACACUUAUGCAGCAUGUUUGCGGAUCUCUGCCUAAAAAUCUGCUUGCGUAGCAUACAGUCGCCAUCAGAUAUAUCGGAGCGCCCAAUGUGCUCACAAAUAUCUGAACACGCCCCUAUUUAUUAAGGUGCUAGAGUGCGUGUUAAGAUAUUUUUGGGCACCUCGGCUGCUCUAUAUAUCUGAUAGCGACUGUACUAUUACCAAAUACGGACCUACAGACUAUCUAUGCUAUUAUGCAGUAUGAGUCGCCCAACUUUCUUCAAACAUUGCUUAUAUUUAUGGGGAAAUGAUCUCUACCGAAUAACUCUGUUUAUAUCAGACUAAAUGUUUAGGUUAUCUGACAUUGUUUUUUUUUUCCCGAACUCGACGUGUUCUGAACACUGACAGCUGUGCUGCAACACAUUUAUUUAAGACUAAUGUGUAUUUAGAACCUCCUGAAGUCGUUGAAACCUAAUAUGUAUGUGACAGUGUUUUAUUUUUGUAUUUUGAUAAAAUUUGUGUAAAUAAUUUUCUUAUUUUAUUGAUAUUAAACUCAAUUUAAUCA
Molecule: messenger RNA, 7022 nt
Organism: Cydia pomonella (codling moth)
Lineage: Eukaryota; Metazoa; Arthropoda; Insecta; Lepidoptera; Tortricidae
Gene: Zdhhc8
Product: palmitoyltransferase ZDHHC8
Exons: 9
Coding region: 111-1802 (563 amino acids)
Biological process (GO): protein palmitoylation
Molecular function (GO): palmitoyltransferase activity
Source: RefSeq, a predicted model, not a curated record